Messenger RNA from Clupea harengus (Atlantic herring), 2163 nucleotides. RefSeq names its product vasoactive intestinal peptide receptor 2 (gene vipr2). The transcript has 14 exons. Gene Ontology annotation, biological process: cell surface receptor signaling pathway; adenylate cyclase-modulating G protein-coupled receptor signaling pathway. Gene Ontology annotation, cellular component: plasma membrane. The coding region runs from base 190 to 1536 and encodes 448 amino acids. The record is from RefSeq and is a predicted model, not a curated record. Lineage: Eukaryota; Metazoa; Chordata; Actinopteri; Clupeiformes; Clupeidae. Gene Ontology annotation, molecular function: vasoactive intestinal polypeptide receptor activity; G protein-coupled peptide receptor activity; peptide hormone binding.
CGAUUGAGCGGGAGGAGACUGCACUGGGAUUACCUUCCAAUUGAGAGACACUCGUCUCUUUCGUCGCAUUUGCAAGCCUUCCCCCCACAGUGUAAUGUUCUGAAUCGUUUUCUUAUCGUAUUGUCGAGAGUUAUGGAAACAUGAAGUAGUCUCACAACUGGAAGUGUAAUUUUGCCUACUUGGAUUUCUAUGAGUUUUGGAGGGCUCUGGGUUCAACGAAAGAUUAAGAUGCCUCUUUCAGUGUUCUUAUCACUUUGGCUGUUUUCUUUGGCGAGUGGGAAACACCCAAUGUGUCACUUCCUGUCUGAAGUCCAGAGAGCAGAGAAGGAGUGCUCUGAGAAACUUGGGGAGCAGCUACCUUUCAAUAUCCAAGGUUGCAGGGGCGAGUGGGAUAACAUCUCGUGCUGGCACCAUGCAGAGGUGGGCGAGGUGGUCACCAUCAGCUGCCCAGAGGUGCUCAGGAACCUGUUUGGCACCGACGGAGACAUCAGCAGGAACUGCUCUUCUGAUGGCUGGUCAGACGUCUACCCCGGCAUACACAGUGUUUGCUGGGACGACAAGCCACGACCCGACAAGCUGCUGUUCUAUGUGGUGGUGAAGACACUCUACACUCUGGGCCACAGCCUCUCCCUCAUCGCCCUCAUCACGGGCAGCGCCAUCCUGUGUCUGUUCCGAAAGCUCCACUGCACGAGGAACUACAUCCAUCUGAACCUCUUCUUCUCCUUCAUUCUGAGAGCCAUAGCCAUACUGACCAAGGAUGCCAUAUUGUUCUCAUAUGGCGAGGACUGCACCGAACAACCAUCCUAUAUUGGCUGUAAGGUGAGCCUGGUGUUUUUCCACUACUUCAUAAUGGCCAACUUCUUCUGGCUGCUGGUGGAGGGGUUGUACCUCCACACCCUGCUCGUGGUGAUCUUCUCCGAGAACCGGCACUUCAUCAUCUAUCUCCUCAUCGGAUGGGGAUUCCCAACAGUGUUUGUGAUAGCGUGGAUCAUCAGCAGAGUGCACCUGGAGGACACGGGGUGCUGGGAGAGGAAUGACAACGUCAUCCCUUGGAGGGUGAUCAACUGGCCCAUAAUGGCCUCUGUUAUAAUCAAUUUUAUCCUCUUCAUCAGCAUCAUACGGAUCUUGGUGCAGAAGCUGAGAUGCCCUGAUGUGGGAGGAACGGAUCAGUCUCAGUACAAGAGGCUGGCAAAGUCAACCCUUCUGUUGAUUCCAUUAUUUGGAGUAAAUUAUGUUGUGUUUGUUUACAUCAUGGAGAAGGAGAGUGAUGGCAUAGAAAAAUACAAAAUAUUCUUUGACUUGUGCUUCGGGUCGUUUCAGGGCCUUGUUGUCGCUAUCCUGUAUUGCUUUCUGAACAGUGAGGUCCAGAGUGAGCUGAAGCGGAAGUGGCGGAGCGCGUGCCUCAAGCGCUACGUGGGCCAGGACUACCGGCAGCACAGCUCGUCCAUCUCCCGUAACGGCAUGGAGAACAUGCUGCAGUUCCGCCGCAACACCCGAGCUCAGUCCUUCCUGCAGACGGAGACCACCGUGGUCUGACCAGAACUUUUGGGGAGGGAUCAUCCGUGGUCCUGACAUCUUCCCCCGAGAUUUGACUCUGACCUUUGAACUGGGUGGGUUGUGGGGAGUUCCAUCUGAAAACAACCAACUUAAGUGUGAAGCACUUCUUGUGCUACUCAUUUUCAUGUUCAUCUUAUACAGCUGUGGUAUUUUUCUUAGUAGCUUUGUGCUCGAAGCUACUUUGAGUAUUAUGGUUAUUGUAGUACCUCUUUGAUUCUGGCUAAUUCUUGGUGGCGUUUAGGGUCCAAAUUAGGUUUGCACCAUUGUAUAUCACAAUGAUAUGCUCGUAUCGAAGACAAAGUCACACAGAGGACAAGUCAGUUCAUUUGCCGACUAGAGUUAAUAGUAUCUGAGUGUCCAAGUGUGCUGAUAAUCUUAAAGAAGGGCCUCUAACAACCUGUGAAUGUAAAGACAAGGCAAAGCGAGUUUAUUUAUAUGGCACAUUUCAUACUCAGAGGCAAUUCCAUGUGCUUUACAUCAAUAAGCGAAAUAAACAUCCAAAGGAAAGAUAAAGUCAAGUGAAGAGAUACAAAUAUAAUUAAAAGGAAGUAAAGAACAUACUUAAAAGAACAUACAAAGCACAUACAAAUUGAAUAAAAAGUAUAA